GCUGGCACAGCCGCACAGGGAGCGGUGGGGUCACCGUGCAUGGUGGUGUUCAGUGAGAUGAGGCACUGAGGGAUGUGGGCACGGUGGGUUGGGUUGGACUGGAUGAUCACAGAGCUCUUUUCCAGCCUUAAUGCUUCUACGAUUUUGCUUAGAGAAAGAUAGAAGCUGUUACCUCCCUAUUUUGUGAAAUAAUUCAUUAGAGAUCUGAAAACCACGUCUCGUUGCAGCUGGAGCAGCUUGGCAGUCGAUAACUAAGCAGCUGAUAGGAGCAAGCAGGGCUUGAGAGCUCCAUGUAAGGCGUCUGUGUUCCUGGUGGAGCUGGAGGCAUUUAAGAACACGUUAGUGGUGGUCUGCAUGCACACAAAGAGGAUGACAAAAAUAAUGAAACACUGAAACUUGCAAUCAGCAGUUCUGUAUGUUGCAGCCUAAAAUACACACGAGAUACCGACCUGUUGGGAUGCUGAGCUCCAGCUGCUUGAUUCUUUGAUACACAGUGCUCCAUUUGGCCACCGAAUGUGCUGCCCUUGUCACAAAUUCCUGCAGGACAGAUUCCACGUUAGGUUCUGGGCAAGAUGACCACGCUCACACGACAGGACCUUAAUUUUGGGCAAGUUGUUGCAGAUGUUCUUUCAGAAUUUCUAGAAGUGGCCGUUCAUCUCAUCUUGUACGUUAGAGAAGUUUAUCCUAUUGGGAUCUUUCAGAAGAGGAAAAAAUACAACGUGCCCGUCCAGAUGUCCUGCCACCCAGAGCUCAAUCAGUACAUCCAGGACACGUUGCACUGUGUAAAGCCACUGCUUGAGAAGAAUGACGUGGAGAAAGUUGUAGUUGUAAUCCUGGAUAAAGAGCACCACCCAGUGGAGAGAUUUGUCUUCGAAAUCACCCAGCCGCCCCUGCUUUCCAUUAGUUCAGAGUCCUUGCUGUCCCACGUGGAGCAGUUACUGCGUGCCUUCAUCCUGAAGAUAAGCGUGUGUGAUGCUGUGCUGGACAACAAUCCCCCAGGCUGCACCUUCACAGUUCUGGUUCACACACGAGAGGCUGCUACACGCAACAUGGAGAAGAUCCAGGUGAUAAAGGAUUUCCCAUGGAUUCUUGCUGAUGAACAGGAUGUGCACAUGCACGACCCCCGGCUUAUCCCACUGAAAACUAUGACUUCUGACAUCUUAAAGAUGCAGCUUUAUGUAGAAGAACGAGCCCACAAAGGCACCUGAUUUCAACUCUUCCUUUUCUUCAAGCCUCAUCAGAUCUUCCAGCGGAGUAAGAUCUCUCACCAACCAUACCUUGAUAGCCCAGCCUCCUCAGCUGGCCUUCUGGAUGAAUGUAGAGCAGCUGCUGCCUCUUUAUUUCAAGUGCUCUUACCAGUGUAUAUAGAACUGACUUGGAAUGUGGAGCCAGAGCCUGUUCCCAUGUACACUCAUGUGUGAGAGUGAAUAGAGGUUUCAUUACAGUAAUCCCUGGGGUAGGAUACAGCUGACUGCGGUCGGCUCUGUACAAAUCCAGUUCUUGCCUUAAACAGGACAUCUCCAUUGCACACUGGUAGUGCUAACCAGGGAUCUGCUGUGUGCUCCACUAGAGCAAUGGUCUGAUACCAUGCGCGAGUGAGGCCUUAUGUAGCAUCUGUCCACUGUGACUGUCCCAAGUAGUCUUCAAUAAAUAUCAAGUUUUACUCCA
Molecule: messenger RNA, 1668 nt
Organism: Lagopus muta (rock ptarmigan)
Lineage: Eukaryota; Metazoa; Chordata; Aves; Galliformes; Phasianidae
Gene: MAD2L2
Product: mitotic arrest deficient 2 like 2
Exons: 9
Coding region: 573-1208 (211 amino acids)
Cellular component (GO): zeta DNA polymerase complex
Source: RefSeq, a predicted model, not a curated record